AUGACACGAUAUGUCAAGUCCACGUCCGAAGUCCUGCGAUUGUACCGCGAGAUUCUUCGGACAGCGCGGAGAUUCCAGUGGCCGAAUGAGCAAGGGCAAUCUUGGGCCAAGAUCUUGCAAGCCAAUGCCCGCAUGGAGAUCGAACAAUCUCGACACGACACGGACUCGGAACUGAUUGCUCGCAAGGUCUUGGCAGGCUGGGAAUGCUUGCAGCAAGUCCAGGAAAAGAUGGCCGACAAAGCUCGGUCUUUGCACGACCAGCAGCAACAGCCAGAGAAAUAAGAUCGUAAUCGACGUUUAACGCGGGAAUGCAUGGUCAGUAUAACUACCGGUGGCAGCCCGCCUCUUAAAUCAACCACGUGUCAAAUCACCUUUACCGUGCAAUCUGCCACGUUCAAUUCUCAAAAUGGCACUUCUUUGCAUUUAAGCAAACAUGGCCAUCAGACCAGACAGUUGCUACGGCAUGGCUUGGUAGUGGUCGCCCGCUGCUGCCU
Messenger RNA from Aphanomyces astaci, 494 nucleotides. RefSeq lists its product as hypothetical. Gene Ontology annotation, biological process: mitochondrial respiratory chain complex III assembly. Bases 1 to 282 code for a protein of 93 amino acids. The transcript is spliced from 4 exons. NCBI's taxonomy places the organism in Eukaryota, Oomycota, Saprolegniomycetes, Saprolegniales, Verrucalvaceae. The record is from RefSeq and is a predicted model, not a curated record.